Ogataea parapolymorpha DL-1 is the source of this 669-nucleotide messenger RNA. RefSeq names its product Mating-type protein ALPHA2. Lineage: Eukaryota; Fungi; Ascomycota; Pichiomycetes; Pichiales; Pichiaceae. The record is from RefSeq and is a predicted model, not a curated record. Bases 1 to 669 code for a protein of 222 amino acids. Gene Ontology annotation, biological process: regulation of DNA-templated transcription. Gene Ontology annotation, molecular function: DNA-binding transcription factor activity, RNA polymerase II-specific; DNA binding. The transcript has 4 exons.
AUGUCAUCCUAUGAAGAACAGUGCUCAGCCCCAGACCUUCUGUUACUUCUGGAUCGAUUAAUCGAUUCGAUCACCGAGUCAGACCUUUCACUCGAAGACGAAUUGUAUUGGGAUUCUCAUGUGCACUCGCUCAUGGCUGUUAUCACACACACUGUAAGCUCCCCGUCAGGAACUCCUAUGGACGAUAUGCUGGGCCAAAUUCAGGAGCGAACUAAGUGCUUGAUUUAUAUCUUAAUGGAACGUCAAAUACGAGCAGCCAGACUUGAACAGUUACUAUUAGAUUACAUAUCAUGCAAACCUCAUGACAAAUUUUGCAAAUCUUCCAUGGAAUCUUUCACCACCGAAAGAACUAUAGAAUACACACGCGACUGCCCCCCAUAUGCUGCCGUGACGACUAGCCAGCCAGGAUACAAAACCGAGAAACGCUCCAAGCGAUUUCCAAAGACCGCUCAAAUGGAGCUAGAAAACUGGUAUACUGAGAAUGAGGACAAUCCGUAUCUAUCAAAGAGAGAUUUACAGCAACUAGUUCAUAAAACUGGACUUUGUGCCCCCCAAGUGAGGAAUUGGGUAUCAAAUAGACGAAGAAAGGAGCGAACACUAACCAUUUCAAAAGAGCUCUCAGACCUUUUGAAUCAAGAUACAGACUGUUCUCCCAAUGAUGUAGUAUAA